Molecule: messenger RNA, 7594 nt
Organism: Chara braunii
Lineage: Eukaryota; Viridiplantae; Streptophyta; Charophyceae; Charales; Characeae
Source: the annotation of a GenBank genome assembly
CUCGAACGCGGGCAUGGUUCUUGGAUAGGAGAUGUAGAGUGCUGAUAUUUUGCAAAAAAAAAAAAAGAGUUCUGGGAUCUUAUGGGUGUUUGUUUGGUGGGUCUAUCGUAUGGGCGUUUGUGUUGCAGGUUUGCGUACCAACACAGUCCUGACAGACGAUCGGCAGCAAGAAAGGGAUCAUGUAUUGCACACGGCGAUUUCCUGGCUUCGCGAGGCAGCUGAGCAAGGGGAUGAUUAUGCACAGAAUGAACUUGGUCUCUGCUAUCAGAAAGGGGAUGGUGUGCCAAUGGACUUGCAAAACGCAUGCUACUGGUAUCGAGAAGCGGCAGAACGGGGAAAUGUCCAGGGGCAGUUCAACCUGGGCUUCUGUCUUUUUCAUGGGGAAGGCGUAAAAGAAGACCCUGUGGAGGCAGCAAAGUGGUACGCUCGAGCAGCAGAGCAGAACCAUGUCAAAGCACAGACAAACCUGGGGUAUUGCUACGAAUGUGGCAUCGGCACUGCCAAGGAUGCGUCCAAGGGGUUCGAGUGGUACCUAAGGGCGGCCAAACAGGGGUAUGCGGAGGGAGAGUACAAUGUGGGUAGGUGCUUCAUGGAAGGGAUUGGCGUAGACAUGAACGAUGUGGCGGCGGCAGAGUGGUUUUUGAAGGCAGCUGAGAAAGGACUUCCAUAUGCGCAGUGCAGUCUGGGCCUCUGUUUCCAAGAGGCAAAGGGAGUGCCCUGCAAUAUUGCUGAGGCCAAGGAAUGGUUCCAAAGGAGUGCCGAGCAAGGUCAUUGUGCAGCCCAGGCCCAGUUGGGUCUGUUGCUUGUUUCUCAAGCGAAAGCUGAUGACAAUCCAUCUGUAGCAAAGGCGGGCAUCAAAUGGAUCCGCAAAGCAGCAGACAAAGGUGACGCUGUGGCACAGCAUACUCUCGGUGAUUGCUACCUUAAUGGAGAGGGAGUUGCGAAGGACGAAAAAAAGGCUGCGUUCUGGUAUAGGAAGUCCGCUCUGCAAGGAAACCACACGUCACAGUUUGUCCUUGGCUACUUGAGAUUCCAUGAGAUAGGAAUGUCAAGGGACCUGAGCGAUGCAGUCAAGUGGUUUCAGCAGUCGGCAGCAGGAGGCAAUGUGCUGGCGCAAACCCAUUUGGGGUACUGCUAUGGAAGAGGCUCUGGGGUUGAGAAGGACGAAGCCCAGGCCGUUUCAUGGUACAGAAAGGCGGCUGAGCAAGGCUUCCCUUUUGCUGAACAUAAUCUGGGCUGGUGCUAUGAAAUGGGGAUUGGCACGCAGCGAGAUUAUGCCCAGGCUAUUGAAUGGUACGAGAAAGCAGCAGCUGAUGGAUGUGGGGAAUCCUGUACAAACCUCGGACUGUGCUUCCGCAAUGGAUUGGGGGUCGAAAAGGAUCUUGGGCGGUCUGAAGCUUGGUUUCGUCGGGGCGCUGAGAAUGGGUGUAGGAGUGCGCAGCGGAACCUUGGCGUUCUGCUGUACGAGAAAGCCAAGGGGCACUGUGGAAGCCAGCAUGAGCGUGAGUCUAUGUUCUUGGAAGCAGUCAAGUGGCUUGGAAAGUCAGCAGACCAAGAUGACGAGGGCUAUGCUGCACAGGACCUGUCGACCAGGUCUGACCUGACACAGAAACAAGGCGCAGAACAGGAAGAACGCCGCAAAGAUGCAGAAUGGUUCAGGAAAGCGGCUUUGCAGGGCGAUCAGGUAGCGCAGUGGAUGCUGGGGUGCUUGUAUCUUGCAGGGGAUGGCGUCGGGAAAGAUGAAGCAGAAGCAGUGGAGUGGCUGAAGAAGGCUGCCAGUCAAGGACACAUGGAGGCCCAGGCCUGUUUGGGAUUCUGCUUUGAGAAUGGCUCUGGCGUUCCAAAGGAUGAUAAGGCGGCUGCUGCAUGGUACCGCAAGGCAGCUGAGCAAGGAUAUGCGCAGGGGGAACACAACCUGGGGUGGUGCUAUGAACAGGGCAUUGGCGUUCCGAAGGACUGUAAAAUGGCCAUGGUGUGGUAUGAGAAAGCUGCUUCCAAAGGUCUAGCGGUCUCCCAGAACAACUUGGGACUGUGCUACUGUGACGGCAGGGGGGUGGAGAAGAAUCUGCGGAAGGCAGAGCAUUGGCUCCUUAAAAGUGCUAAUCAGGGCUUGACAGGCGGUCAGCGGAAUCUGGGACUCUUGUUAUAUCACAAAGCAAAAGCUGAUUUGGGGCUCGAUAGCAGUGGAACGCAUGACAUGGAAAUCGAUCAGCAAUUGCUGGCCAUUGAUUUCGGAAGGAGGUGGGGGGAGAAGAUGGCCAAAAACGACGGAGGCGGCCUGAUUUUUCUAAGUUUUGAGGACGACGAUCAAGGGGAGGAAGAAGAAGAGGAGGAAGAGGAGGAAGGAGAGGAGGAAGAGGACGACGACGAGGAGGAGGACGACGACGAAGAGGGGGAAGGGAAGGCUCAAAGGGAAGGUAGUGCCGAGUAUGGUUAUCGAGAAAAGGCGGAUCUGGCGGCGGGAAAUUUGGCUGAAGAUAAUGGCGCGAAGCAUAUUGUUUCAGACUGCGGCGAUUUACCGCGCAAAUCCAUCGAUAGGGGUAGUAGUCCAUACGGAUCCUUGCAAUCUGUCGAUUACAGGGGUAGUUGGGGAAAUGUGAAAUUAGAAGCCGCGGGGAUGGAGGCAAGAGAAAUAAAAUUUGGCAGGGAUACAGGGAGCGUGGAGGAAGAGGAUCGAGGUAGUCGAACGCCUCGGUCCGUUAAUCUUGCCGCGAAUGCGGACUAUGUUCAACUGAGGUUGGGAGGGGAGGGGGAGGGCUCUCCGCGGGAGGACGUCGGCGGAGAUUCAGAAGCGGAAAUAUUGACUCCGAUAAUUAGCCCGAGAAGAUCUGCAGAUCAUGUUAUGCGGGAUUUGACGUGUGUUCGAUGUGUAACACCUGUAGCAAUGCCGUCGGUUGAGGAGAAGCAGGAGAAGGACGAGAAGGAGGAGGAGGAGGAGGUAUUUCUCUCUCGACGGGAGGCGGUGUGUCGCGGGCAACAAGGUGCUAAUGUUGCCGCCGUGGCAGAGGAGGAGAAAGCAGGAGAGGAAGGCGGCGUAAGAGAGAGAGGAGAAGUUAGGGAGGGGGAUUUUUUUAAAGGACUAAAGUGGGAGAAGGUGGGUGAGGUUGGGAGGAGGGGAGAAGAAGGGGAGGUAGGGAAGGAGGGAUGGGAAAGGGAGCGUAGCACGCUCGUGAAAGGAACAAGCUCUGGUGGCGAGGGAGUGAUGAUGGAUUUCAACAAGCCGUUAAUUGAUGGUAGAGGGGCAGUGAAGGGGGGGAACGGAAGGUCUAGCGAUGAAGCAGAGGGUUCUUUGGGGCCGGGAAUGGAGAGCGACCGGGAGGGAGAGACGGAUAUGAGGAGAACGGAAGCGUCGCUCAUUUCAACCUUGUCGUCGAACUUCAAGGAGGCUGGUCGAUCUUCGGUCGCAGAUCCGUGUGCAGCUACAGGCCAUCACCUGGCUAUGAAAGAUGCGCUGGAAUGGCUUCAGAAGGCUGCGCAAGGUGGCGAUGCUCUUGCGCAAAACUGGGUGGGGAUGUGCUUCCUGAGCGGAGACGGAGUCCCCAAGGAUGAUACCGAAGCAUAUUUGUGGUAUAAGAAAGCUGCAGCACAGGGAUGGGCAGACGCACAGCGCUGUCUUGGGUACCUGUGUUUUCACGGAAUCGGAGUUCCUUGUGACGAGGCUCAAGGGAUCGAGUGGUACUCGAAAGCGGCUGAUCAAGGUGACUCCAUUGCGCAGGCCAUCCUUGGCUACUGCUACCAGAAGGGACUGGGAGUGCCUGUGAAUGCGUCACAGGCGGUUGAGUGGUAUCGCAGGUCAGCAGAUCAAGGCUAUGCGCAGGCACAGCACAACCUUGGAUGGUGUUACCAGAAUGCAAUGGGCGUCGAUCACAACCCUGACGAGGCUGUCAGAUGGUACUCGAAGGCGGCAGGACAGGGACAUGCGGAUGCACAGAGAAACUUAGCAAUCUGUUAUCGGGAUGGCGUGGGUGUGAAAAGCGACCUCUCCAAAGCAGUGUAUUGGUUUUGUAAGGGUGAAAGCAGUAAAGAGUUGGGGAUAAAAGACUUUGACGAAAGGACAGCUCCUGCGGCUGCUGAGUGUAAAGAAUCUGAUCAAGCUCUGGCGACCGGUGAUCAUUCAGAAGCCAAGGAGCUUGGCAAGUGCACUGAAGGAGUGGUAGCUGCAGAGGAGAUGGUUGUGCCAGCUGUCCCAGAGAGAGGGUUGUUGUCGGAUACUAGGAAUCAACAGCUCCCACAUGUUGCUGGGCACGGCGUGACAGAAUUGGUUAAGCCUGAUCCCGAUGAACGCAGGAACCUUGCAAAGUAUGGAAAGGGGCUCGAGCAGCAAGUGGAAACUUAUCUUGAGCAAUCACGUGACAAAGUGUCUGGGCCAACUAUGGAUAAGCUGCAAGCGCCGGAGAGGAACAACACGUUUAACGAACGGUACCAUGAAAGGAUUCCAGUCGAUAAGAAAACAUUGGGUGGUGAAGGAAGUGGUAUCAAACUGGGCCAAGACUAUAGAGAGGCCUUGAGACGGUACCACGAGGCGGUGUUUGGCGGAUCACGUUUGACCAGCGGUCUUGCCGACGCCCCGAGAAGUGCGGCCGCAGAGCAGACGUUGAGGCUUUCCUCAGUGACGGUGACGCCAUCAGCGCUAGAUCGUGCGAUGAUCAGCCGGAGUGCUUCAAUGGUAGACAGGAAAGACAAAGGAUCAUUCACUGUCCAUUCUCCGCGGCCUGCCAACUCUCCUCAGUUUGGUCCCCUUGCAAGCCCCUGUGGAGCUCAGUCACCUCUUCUCAAAGUGCCGUCUUCGGACCGAAUGUUUCCACAGCCUCUUGUGAAGCCGUCUACGUGGAUGAAGAGGUUUUUCUCGUCACCGGUGAGGUCGACCCCAGCAGCUGGCAGCAGCCCAGAGAAGCCGUAUUCGCAAUCGAAUCCAGAGUUUACACAGUCCAAUGAUGACGGCAGACACCAUCAGCUCACGACGGGUGCGCAGCCUGCUCAGAGUGGGGCUUCAAAACCUUUUGCACUAUCACAGCUGUUACCUGGAAGGUUUGCAUCAAUGGCAGUGGGAAAAGCCCCCACCCUCCCGGACACGUCCGCCCACGGGCAUGCCGCUAUCUCAGCGACAUCUAGUGGCCAGUCUUCUACACAGCAGCAGACUAAUAAAGUCCAGCCUGUUAUUGCAGACUCAUCAAGGAAGCGUCUCCCUUUUGCUCAGACUAAGCCCAUUGAUGACGAUCCGAAACGUCUGGGCGUGGAUGCCGAUAAUCUGCGAGGAGUGGCUGGGGUCACAAACCGAUCAAAUCCGCUGGGCUUCUCCCUCUUGCGGUCGAGGAACCAGCAAGGUCUUCUGCCACGUGUAUAGGUGCGUGUUGUACUGAAUUACACAGUCAUGUUGCUGUGUCUUUGACUCUUUGAUGAUCAUCUUUUGUAGUUUCUUUUUUCAGUUGAUGAAUGAUUUUAGCUCAGACUUUUUGCAGUUUUCUUGACCUUGGUGAUUUGUACAUUCUGAGAGUGUCACUUUUGACACACUGUUGACAGACAGCUGACUUGCAGACUGUUCUUUGAAACAGAUUGUAAGGUGUUAAGGAGGGUGUGGAUGGAUUGGGAGCAACGGGAGCCCAUUUGGGGGUUCCCUGUUCUACAGGGGCAUUUGUUGACGACUGGAUCUUUGCGGAAGCGGGGGCGAGAGCGGAAGGGUGUGGAUGCAGGACCAGAGGUAGAAUGGUCAGGGAGAGGUUGAAGGCAGGGGCUGGGAGGAGGUGGGGGGGAAGUAGGGGCGAAUAUGGACACAAUGGGAGCCCGCAAGGAGGAGGUGGGGGCGGGGGGGUGGGGGGGAGGUAGGGGCGAAGAUGGACACACGAGGGGGCCUGCAAGAAGUCACUUCUUCUUCAAGGGUUCAUGUUGGUGCCUGGAUCGCAGGACCAGAGGCAGAAUGGACGGGGAGAGGUUGGAGGUGGGGGGCUGGGAAGGAGGUGCGGGAUGGGGGGCGGGGAGAAGGACGGGGUGAAGAUUGGACACGAGGGAGCCCGCAAGCGGUCACUCUUUUUCUUCAAGGGUUCAGGUUGGUGUCUGGAUCUUUUACACACUAGUUCAGUUUCCAUCGCUCAUUCUGUAAGUUGAACGGGCCUUUCACAAAGGUUCGAGAAGGGUAUUUGCAGGCCGGGAGGCACUAGAAAGGAGGGGGACAGAAUUGCAUGCAUGGAAGGCACUAGAGAGGGGACCAUAUUUGUGGGGUGUUGUUGGCAUCUUCACACGAAUACAGAGUACCCUCAUUAUUAUGAAUGUGCAAAAACUACCUUUCCGGCGCUUAUACCCUCGUUAUGAAUGUAUAAAAGCUACCUUUCUGGGCCCGAUACGGUCAUGAUAAGGGUACAUUGUGUUUUGGGGAAGGCGGUCGUAUCAGUCAUGCCGAGCAGCAAGUCAACGCUUUGGCGAGUGUCGCAUACGGCGCUUUCUGCUAAGAGAACAUGUUUGUCCCAACUGGAUUGGCAAAUGGGUAACUACUAAACAGGCAAACAUGGCAGGAUGGAUUUGUGAAAGAAAUGUUUGUGUGCGGGUAGGGGUUGGGGGGGUUGAUGCGGCGGAGGAGUAGAUUAGAGAGAUGGAAGAGGGAGGGAAACAUAACCAGCCCUGUAAGUUAAAUGCACCCUUGUGGGCGGGGAAAGGUGCCAUAGCUGAAGCUGUCUCUGAUGUCAGAAGAAGAAUCGAAGGGGGGGAGAAGAGGGGGAAAUGUGAACGUUCCAAUGAUCAGUUUUGUAGAUGUCGUAGGUUCUGGCUUUUCGGGGUGGGGUGGGGGGGGGGGGGUAGCUGGCAAGGGGAGAGGGGACGUGGGAUGGAGCUGUGUGGUGCAGGGAAGAGGAGGGAAUAGGGGAGUGGAGGAAGGGCAGUAGGAACGAGUUCCUAGAAGCGGGUAGGAAGUUUGAAACACAACUGAUAGGCUAUUCGCAGCACAGUUUGUGAAAGCGGGGUGGAACAGAAACAAUGGGUUAUCUGUGAGCCUGUGGCCCAGUAUGUGGAAGGCGGUAGAACUAAUGGGUUAUCUGUGCAAGGAGCUGUAGAAAGCAGUCGGCAGCAGUCGGCAGCAGUCGGCAUGAGCAGCGGAGUGAAACGUAGUCGGGUUUGCCUGAGAGGAACGCGCUUUCACGAAGUUGUCAGGAGUGAGGACCACCACUGCGGCAGCAAAACACUGAACAACAGGAACAGUUUUUGCGCUAUGUUUGGAGUCUUUGGACCACCACUGUGGCAGCAAACCUUGGUGGUAUGGUCCUGCCGGGAGAUUCCUCUUGUGAUCACUGUACUAUGUGAGUGAUAGAAACAAUGCGACUGAGUAAGAGGAGUGGGUGCGAGUGGUGGUACGUUUCGCUUCUCUCAAUUUGUCAACAAUGACGUUGAACAAUUGGAGACGGGAGUAGGAAGCGGGGCAGAGAAGAUUCAUGAUGGAUGGUGGACUCAACCGUCGGCUGACAGCAGCGUCUUUUUCAGUGGAACUUCGUUCACUUCUGAAGUUUCGAGUGGACAGGUUUGCAAACAGAAAGCCAUUAACAUGUACUAUUGUCACAACACGCCACCACAUGUUGAAGAAACGAUGCAACCAUUCUAAAGCCAUGAACUA